Phyllostomus hastatus (greater spear-nosed bat) is the source of this 941-nucleotide messenger RNA. Its product is annotated as NKG2-A/NKG2-B type II integral membrane protein-like. The transcript has 6 exons. NCBI's taxonomy places the organism in Eukaryota, Metazoa, Chordata, Mammalia, Chiroptera, Phyllostomidae. The record is from RefSeq and is a predicted model, not a curated record. Bases 1 to 774 code for a protein of 257 amino acids. Gene Ontology annotation, biological process: positive regulation of natural killer cell mediated cytotoxicity; stimulatory C-type lectin receptor signaling pathway.
AUGAGUGACCAGAGAGUAACCUACGCAGAACUGAAUCGGGUUAAGGAUGCAAAGAGACAGCACAUAAAACCUGAGGGCACUAAAGGCUCCAUUCCAGGAACUGAGCAGGAACUAACCUAUGCAGAUUUAAAUCUUCAAAAUGCUUCUCAGGAUCUUCGAGGGAGUGACAAGAAUGACCACUGCAAAGAUAACACAUUCGACAGACACCGUAUAACUGUUCUUGGAUGUGCAGCUGGGUGCAGAGGUGUGGCAUCCCCUUCACUUCCAGAGAAGGUCAUUGCUGGGACCCUAGGGGUCAUCUGUUUUGUCCUGAUGACCACUGUGGUGACAAGAGCUGUUAAUCAACCAAGCCAGAGAAGGAACAAGACAGGGAAUGAGACAACAGGGAACCAGAAAGCAUAUCAUUGUGGUCGAUGUCCACCAGAGUGGUUAAUGUAUUCCAACAACUGCUAUUACAUCAGCGCUGAAGUAAAAACAUGGAAUGAGAGUCUGAUGGCCUGUGCUUCUAAGAACUCUAACCUGAUCUACAUAGAUAAUGAGGAAGAAAUGAAUUUUUUGAACAUUUUCAAAAUACAUCCAUGGAUUGGACUGUCCCAGAGAAAUAAUACUAAUUCUUGGGUGUGGACAAUUGGCACAACUCUCUCUUCUGAACUAUUUACAAAAACUUCAGAGUUGGACAAGAAUUGUGUAUAUUGGAAUUAUGACACACACAACUUCCAUUCUGAAUCCUGUCUAGAAAACAGAGCAUAUAUUUGUAAGCACCAGUCACAUUAGCUCACUAAAUUUGGUAUCAUGUUCCUCUCACCAUCUCUAAAGAACACAUUUCUAGUUUCUCCAAGAAUGCUACAAUUAUUUUUGUAAAACUAAGUUUUAAGAAUUAUUUUGAAGUCAGUUUUUUUUUUCACCACAAAAAUAAAAGGGAGGCACUGACAUUUUCCAUG